AUGGCGGCAGUUGGGAUUUUAGUGUCUCCAACUGUAGAAACAGGUCUUUGUGGCAGACCAUGGAAACAUCUCGGAUUUUUGCAAGAUGAGGUUGUCAGCCGGGGUUUACCAACUGAAACGGGCACUAGCAGUUAUCAAGCGCCAGUCUCG
Racocetra fulgida is the source of this 150-nucleotide messenger RNA. The record is from the annotation of a GenBank genome assembly. Lineage: Eukaryota; Fungi; Glomeromycota; Glomeromycetes; Diversisporales; Gigasporaceae.